GAGGCGCGGCGGGGGCAGAGCUCGGUCGGCGGCGUCGCGAGCGAGCGUCGUCCGUGUGCUCCUGGAGGCGCUGCCGGAGGCUUUGGCUCCGCUCUGAGCCGCUCCGGGAUGUUCUGCCUCCUUUCUAAGGCGGUCUCUUACUUCUGGAGACGUGCAGGUGACGAAGAUGAGAGAUGGGCGACCUCAGGUGAUCGAGAAUUGAAAACAGUACAAGGAGUAGUGACAAGACUUUGCCAUGAUUAUGGGAUGAUAGAUGACAUGAUAGUCUUCACAAAGGAUGUUGUUACAAAAAAUAUGUUGCUGGCCAUUGGACAAGAAGUUAUUGCCACAGUGGAAGAGGAUAAAACAUCGGGUGGCCUGAAGGCUAUCAGGAUAGACACCAUCCAGGAUACACAAGAAGACUUCAGUCCUACUUUUGAUGCCUCUGAACUACAUAACAAAACAUUAAUUGGCAGUAUUACCUCUCUCUCUAAGCAUGGUGGCUAUAUUAAUCAAAAUACUUAUUUUGCAAAGGAAGACGUCUGGGAAGAUUUCAAACCCUACGAAGGUGAUUGGGUGCAAGCAAAGUAUUUUAUUAAUUUGACAACAUGGAAGAGUGAAGCAGUUGCUGUAAGGCCUUUGAGAUAUAAGCAAGUAAACAAGGUUCGCAUUUCCAGCAUCUGUGGAAGAAUGGGGACAGUAGAUGAGAAUAUAUUUUUCACUUUGGAUUCCUUGAGACUUCCUGAUGGCUAUUCACCUCGUAGACAUGAUCUAGUGAAUACAAUUGUGGUGGAGAGCAGUCAGUCAUGUUAUAUUUGGAGAGCUCUCUGCCUGGUGCCAGUCAGCGAGGAUGGACAAUCUCACUCUAGUGGAGGUAAUACAGAUGAGCCUUAUGAAGACUUAAUGAGAGAAAAAGGAGAGUUGAAAAUAUCAAGAAUGACUAACUUUGGAACUCUGAAGCAGGGGGAAUCUAAAAGAAUUAUCAUUUGGAUAGAGAAUAAAGGGAGUGUACCACAGUCCUUAAUCAGCUGCAGAUUAGCUGGAUGGGUGAAAGACAAGCAAUUCAGGGUUCAGAUUCCUCAAAAAUGUGAGAACAGUCCAGAAGCAUAUCUGCCAUCUUUUCCAAUAAAUCAAGAAGACCUCUCAAAAGAUGGAGUUAAUUCAUUUAACAGCAGCGGAGGAACAAUAUGCGAGUCAUCGAACAAUACAUCCAUUAUAAAGAAUGGAGUCAUUCCAGAAGGAAUGAAUUUUCAAGAUACAAAUUUAUCAAGGACUGAAGAAAACAUUUCCCUGGUGAAAGAUGAAAGUCUACAAAAUGGAGGAAGUGAGCAAAGAGAACAUGUGGAGCAACCAACUGGCAAAAUUACUGGAGAAAUUGUAAUACCACCAGGUGGAAAAACAUUCAUAGUGAUCAUAUGCACAGCUGUGAAUCAUGGGCACAGUAAAGAGCUCCUGUUACUUGGCUUUUCUGAUUUUACUGUUGGACGCUAUAUUGAAGCCACUGUAACAAAUGAAGAAGAAUUACUUAUAGCACCUGUGGAACCAUUUUCUCGAAGAAAGCCUAAAAUUAUUGCAGAUUCUCAGCUAAGGAAGACAACAGUGACUGGCCCUAAAAACAGAAGAAAUAACAGAAGGUGGUGUUCAAACUUUCUCCCACAUUAUACCAUACCGGAUGAAUUAAGAAGAUGUGUGGAGCAGAAGUUAGACAUACUGACCUUUCAGCCCCUCCUAGCAGAGCGUCUUAAUCUAGAUAAUUAUAAAGCAAACUUCUCUACUCUUUUGUGGCUUGAAGAGAUCCAAGAAGAAAUGGAUUUAAAAUGUUUCAGCAUGAGUGGGAUUACUUUGAAAAGGAAUGGGAACUUUUUAGUGCUGGAAGUGCCAGGAGUAGAAGAGGGCAGACCUCGCCUGGUUCCAGGUGAUAAGGUGAUACUGAAAAGUCAGGUCUACUCGGAGCAUAUAAUAGAGUACAUUGCCUUUAUUACUGAGAUAUGUCAUGAAGAUGUUACUCUUAAAGUUAAUGCAGACUUUGAACAAGCUUACAACUUGGAACCCAUGGAUGUGGAAUUUGUUCAAUGCAGGAUUCCUAGCAGGCGAUGCCAGUUGGCAAUUCAGCAAGCUUCCUACCUGGGUGAAAAAGUGUUAUUUCCGGAAAGGCUUGUCUUGCAAUCACCACAAGCUAUCAAGACACAGAAUACUACUGAGUACUGUGGUGUUGAUGAUGGCCUUAAACAAUCUUCACAGCAGGAAAGUAAGGUCAAAAAAAAGAAGAACAAACAGACAAAAGGCAUGACAUCAAGGGAGGUGAAUGUACAGGAUAUGAUGAGAGUAACUCUGCCAACAAGCCAACUUGUUGGUGAAACUGUGGCACUUAAAGAGAGAGCUGGUGAAUUUUUCAAUCCGAUGCUGAAUGUGCAACAGAAACUGGCAGUGAAAAGGAUACUGAGUGGUGAAUGUCGCCCAACACCUUAUAUUCUCUUUGGACCACCAGGAACUGGAAAAACAGUAACAGUAAUUGAAGCUAUUUUACAGAUACAUUAUACUCUACCAGAUAGUCGGAUUUUGGUAUGUGCACCAUCAAAUGCUGCAACAGAUCUGAUUUGCUUGCGGCUGCAUCAAAGCAGUCUCUUAAAACCGGGAGCUAUGGUCCGAGUUAAUGCUGCCUUCAGGUCAGCAGAGCAAAUUGAUGACAUAGUGAAACCUUACUGCAAAGAUGGUGAUGAUAUUCAGAAAGCAUUGUGGUCCAGGAUAGUAAUUACAACGUGCAGCAGUGCAGGAUUGUUUUAUCAAGCAGAUACACGGCUUGGACACUUCACUCAUGUGAUUCUGGAUGAAGCAGGGCAAGCAAGUGAACCGGAGAGCCUGAUUCCUAUUGGAUUGAUUUCAGAAGCUCAUGGACAGAUAGUUCUUGUUGGAGAUCCAAAGCAGUUAGGGCCGGUAAUAAAAUCUAAACUUGCGCUGACUUUUGGAUUAAGUAUCUCCUUGCUGGAAAGACUGACAUCAAGAGAGCUAUAUCUGAGAGAUGAGGAUGCUUUUGGUGCCUGUGGAGCAUAUAAUCCUUUGUUGAUCACAAAACUCACGAAGAACUACAGGUCACAUUCUGCAUUGCUUGCCUUGCCAUCUAAAUUGUUUUAUCAUAAGGAGCUAGAAGUUUGUGCAGACGCUUCAGUAGUAACUUCUUUGCUGAAUUGGUGUAAAUUGCCCAGGAAGGGAUUUCCAUUAAUUUUUCAUGGAAUAAAGGGCACUGAAACUCGUGAAGGUCACAGUCCUUCAUGGUUUAAUCCAGCUGAAGCAGUUCAAGUGAUGCAGUACUGUUGCCACCUUGCUAAAAAUGAAAACGCUGCAGUGUCAGCGACAGAUAUUGGAGUAAUUACACCAUAUCGUAAACAGGUGGAAAAGAUUAAAUUUCUUCUGAGAAGUAUUGAUUUGGCAGAUAUUAAAGUUGGCACAGUAGAAGAGUUUCAAGGGCAGGAGUAUACAGCUAUUAUCUUAUCAACAGUGCGAUCUCAGGAAGACUUAAUUGAUGAUGAAAAAUACUGUUUGGGCUUUCUCUGUAACCCAAAGAGAUUUAAUGUAGCAAUUACUAGAGCAAAAGCUUUGCUGAUUGUCGUGGGAAAUCCUCAUGUUCUUGUGAAAGAUCCCUGUUUUUGUGCACUGUUAGAAUAUAGUUUAAUGAAUAGAGUUUAUGUAGGUUGUGACCUGCCUUCGGAGCUGGAAUGCCUGCAGAAUGUUUCUCAGUUCUGCCUACAUAGCUGCUACUGAAAACCUUGUUUGAAGAGAGACCUACCCUGUGGAAUUGUACAGGAUUAAGCAGUGCUUACACCUUUAGAACAGUUCCUUCUGGCAGCUUGAUGCACAGGGAGAGCUGGUUGUUCCAGAGGUGUUAGCUUUGAUAUUCUAGUCAUUUCUUUCAUGAAGACAGGACCUGAUGGGCUGGAAUGAAGAAAAGGGGAUAAAACAGUGUUCACUAUUGGUUAGAGUCAUAGAAUAUCCUGAGUUGGAAAGGCUUGGUGCUGUGACCUCUUCCCUGGGGAGCCUGUUCUAGUGACUAACCACUCCCUGGAUUAAGAAGUUGAAAUCAUCUUCCAUUUUUCUUGUGACAAAAAUGUACUUAAAUGUCUUUUUGGGUAUGCAAAAAAAGAAUUCAGCCACUGCAUACAAAAGGAGCAAUGACAGAGUCACUUUAGAGUCAGUCUCUUUCUUUUACAGGCAGUUCAACUAAGCCUUACUUUGCAUGAAAACCAUGUUCCAGAUACUCAGUUCUGGCUACAGGAACAGUCUCUUCCCUCAGAAAAAAGAAAAAAAAUAAAGCUCUGUCAUGGCUGUUUCUGAUUUAUUAAUUCAUUGCCUUACUAAGAAAUUACAAAAGCCAGAGAGGAGGUUACACCACAUCUCAAGGAGCACAUCAGAGGUAGAUCAAGUCAGAGAACACUGGACCACUAUUACAGAUUUCUUUCCCUGCUUCCCUCCAUAUAUUGUAUGAGGCAUUGUGAGCUCAAGAAAAACAAGAGACUGAGAAAGAGGUAUACUCUGUGAAGUAGAUGAUUCCUGAGUCAUUUGACAUGAGCAGUUAAGAGUUGAAAUUUAAAAAAUACCUUCAAAAGACAGUCAGAAAACAUCAGAGGUUUCCUUGCCAGAAUCAAAGCAAGAACACUGAACAGGUUCUUGCUUCCACAGUAUGCUUAAAACAGUAGCAAAUGUCUGAGAAGUAUCUUCUGCAUUGUAGCAGUCUCAGCACUCCUGACGUCUGAAUUCUGUGCCAUGGUACCAAGAGUUCCCUUAAUAAAUGGUAUUUGCUUUUUCAAACAGGUACCUUACCUAGUAGGUGGCUGCAUUUAGAUCACAAGUAAAAGUAUGUACUUCUAAUAGUAUUUUAGAAUGUAAAAGCUUUAUUAGAGUGGCAUUCUCUCCUAUUGUUUAUUAUAGUAUUCCAGUGACUAUUUCUAAAUAUUUUUAAGUUCCCCUUAAAUUGCUGUUGUUUAUCUGUCUAUGAUGGGGCCGUGUAGGUCAGGUCACACUGAUUGAUGAAGGAGUUACUGGCCAAGUACUUUUAAUGUUUCAUUUGUUAUUGCUGUUAGUUCCACAUCUUCUUCAUAACAGCUGUUUAUACUGUGCUCUAUCUAGUGAAUGUUACAUUCCUAUCAACUGCAAAGCAACAUUUUGAAGAUUAGACUGUGGCCCUCUGACAUGAAUCUAAUUAUUCAAGUCAUACCAGCUCUGUAGUCCAAGACAGAUGCAUGGCUGGGUGCUCAGUGCUACAGUGAUCAGGCUUCAGGGAUAGGCUGUGUGUACUUUUCCAGAUAAUGCAGGGUGAAAGCCCUGUUAAUUCUUUCUGUCUUUCCUCCUCCUGUACAGUGCUCAGUCUACACUUGAAGUGGAAAAAAAUGGAGGCUGUAGCUACAACCUGUAUUCAAUGUCUUGUGUGAUCGUGUCUUUUCCAUAGAGCACAUUAUCCCAGUAAGGACAUUGUAUCAGU
This is a messenger RNA of Pseudopipra pipra, 5452 nucleotides long. It is a transcript of the gene MOV10L1, whose product is annotated as Mov10 like RNA helicase 1. The record is from RefSeq and is a predicted model, not a curated record. Gene Ontology annotation, biological process: regulatory ncRNA-mediated post-transcriptional gene silencing. Bases 109 to 3738 code for a protein of 1209 amino acids. The transcript has 27 exons. Gene Ontology annotation, molecular function: ATP hydrolysis activity; helicase activity. Gene Ontology annotation, cellular component: cytosol; P granule. NCBI's taxonomy places the organism in Eukaryota, Metazoa, Chordata, Aves, Passeriformes, Pipridae.